Rubroshorea leprosula is the source of this 2798-nucleotide messenger RNA. NCBI's taxonomy places the organism in Eukaryota, Viridiplantae, Streptophyta, Magnoliopsida, Malvales, Dipterocarpaceae. The record is from the annotation of a GenBank genome assembly.
CGACGACGUUUGUUAUAUGUACUGUUUGGUUAAACAGCAGUCAGCACUGAAAUCAGGGAGCUACCUUGGAGGAGAAAAAUGGAGGACGGGGAGAUAGAAGAAGAGGGAAUGGUAGUGGAAGAAAGAAAGCAGGUGGCGCCACCGCCUAAGAUGGAGAAAUCUCCAUACGGCAUGCUGAAGGAGAGCAAGACGUCUGUGGAAGAGAUCGUCGCUAAGAUUCUCGCCAUCAAGAAGGAAAACAAGCCGAAAUCUGAGCUCAGAGAACUCGUCACCCAAACUUUCCUUCACUUCGUCACUCUCCGUCAGGCAAAUCGUACCAUAUUGCUGGAGGAAGAUAGAGUGAAAGCCGAGACAGAAAAGGCGAAGGCGCCGGUGGAUUUCACGACGCUGCAAUUUCACAAUUUGAUGUAUGAGAAGAGUCACUAUGUGAAAGCUAUAAAGGCUUGUAAGGACUUCAAGUCAAAAUAUCCCGAUAUCGAGCUUGUGCCGGAGGAAGAAUUUUUUCGAGAUGCACCUGAAGAUAUUAAAGAAUCACAUUUGUCUAAUGACAGUUCUCAUGAUCUGAUGCUGAAAAGGCUCAAUUAUGAGCUAUUCCAGCGCAAAGAACUAUGCCAACAUCUUGAGAAGCUGGAACAACGUAAGAAAGGUCUUCUGGAGACAAUAGCAAAUAGGAGGAAGUUCCUGUCAAGUCUGCCCUCACACCUUAAAUCUCUUAAGAAAGCAUCAUUACCAGUGCAGCACCAAUUAGGAAUUCAGCAUACUAAAAAACUGAAGCAACAUCAUUCAGCUGAGCUGCUACCACCUCCACUGUACGUGAUUUAUUCCCAGUUUCUGGCUCAGAAGGAAGCAUUUGGAGAAGAAAUUGAUCUGGAGAUUGUAGGAAGUGUGAAAGAUGCUCAAGCUUUUGCUCGCCAGCAAGCAAAUAAGGACAAUGGCUUAUCCACCAAUGUAAAUGUGGAGAACUCAAGGUUGGAGGAUGAUGCACCUGAUGAGGAAGAUGAUGGACAGAGAAGGAGGAAAAGGCCAAAGAAGGUUCCAAGCAAGGACAGUCUUGACCCGAUGGGAUUAUAUCAAGUUCACCCCCUGAAAAUCACUCUCCAUAUAUAUGAUGAUGAGGUCUCUGAUCCCAAAACUGCAAAACUCAUCAGUCUGAAGUUUGAGUACAUGGUAAAGUUGAAUGUUGUCUGUGUUGGAAUUGAAGGGUUGAAUGAAGGGCCUGAGAAUAGUAUCCUGUGCAACUUAUUUCCAGAUGACACUGGCCUUGAUCUUCCUCACCAGUCAGCCAAGCUCUUUAUUGGUGACUCCUUGGUGUUUGAUGAAAGGAGAACUUCGCGCCCAUAUAAGUGGGCCCAACAUUUGGCAGGAAUUGAUUUCUUGCCAGAGGUCUCACCAUUGCUUACCAGCCAUGAAACUCAAAUCAGUGAAACCAAAAACGACUCUGUUAUUUCUGGUCUUGCACUGUACCGCCAGCAGAAUCGGGUGCAUACAGUGGUGGAAAGAAUCCGCUCACGGAGAAAAGCUCAGCUGGCUCUUGUGGAACAGCUUGAUUCACUUAUGAAGCUUAAAUGGCCUUCUCUGAAUUGCAAAAGUGUUCCAUGGGCUUUCCAUACCCCUUUAUGCAAUUUGCACAGUUGGUCACCUAUAGGACCCAAUACUAAUCAGGCUUCUUGUCAGCCUGUAACUGACAAAGAGCGACUUCAGGAACCUAUGGACGUUGAUAUGGAUGGAAGGGCAGGUACUUCAAAGGAAGAGUUGGAGACUGCAAGAGAAGAUGGGGAACUUCCAGCUUUAAUUCCAGCUGCAUCUGUCAUGAAAGAUGCUAAACUUACAACUCCGAACAGGUCUAACCUUAGCCACUCCAAGCAGCUGGCUUUGAUUUCAAAGAGCAUUGUUUCUCCACUCAAUUUGGGAAAAUCACAAAGUUUCAGAAAACAUGAUGAUGAUUCAGAUCUCAUGCUGGAGACUGAUAGUGAUUUGGAUGAGCCUGCAGAAAUUGAGGCAGACACAGAACACUAUGAGAUAGCUGAAAAAUCAUGGGCAGACUAUGGGGUCAGAGAAUUCUGUCUUGUCUUAACAAGGAAAGUAGAUGCAAAUGAGAGGAAUGUGAAAUUAGAAACCCAGGUUCAGAUCAGCAUGGAGUAUCCUCUUAGGCCUCCUCUUUUUAAAGUGAAUCUUUAUUCUUCUCCUGGAGAAAUUUCUUCUGGGAACGAGAGCCCUGAUUGGCACAAUGAAGUUCAUGCUAUUGAGGCAGAGGUCAAUCUUCACAUGUUAAAGAUGGUUCCCCCAGACCAAGAGAACUAUGUCUUAUCUAACCAAGUGUAUUGUCUAGCAAUGUUGUUUGACUAUCUGAUUGAUGAGGCGUCUCCAUCAUCUGAAAAGAGCAAAGGUAGUUCUGUAAUUGAUGUCGGCUUGUGCAAACCUGUUAGCGGUAGGCUCCUUUCCAGAUCAUUUAGGGGCAGGGAUCGUAGGAAAAUGUUAUCCUGGAAGGACAUGGAGUGCACUGAAGGCUACCCUUUUUAGUCCAGUUUCUGAAUCUUGAUCAGGGUACUGCUGCCAGACAAGUCUGUUUUCCAUGAUAGCAACUGCGCCCUCUGGAAUGCAAGGGCCUUGAUUUCCCUUCACAGAUCAGUUUAAUAGCGCGUUUCCUUUCAUUUUACUUUAACUAUCGGAAAUGGAAUUCCAUAAAACCAUGGCUUUCCAAAUUCUCACUGGUUCUCAACUCUCAAGUGAAUUUUACAGUGGUUUUGUUACGUGGGCAUAUUUAAUAUGCAUUUUAUUAACAAAUUUACUCGUGGGUU